Messenger RNA from Eleginops maclovinus (Patagonian blennie), 1651 nucleotides. It is a transcript of the gene grem1b, whose product is annotated as gremlin 1b. Gene Ontology annotation, biological process: animal organ morphogenesis. The record is from RefSeq and is a predicted model, not a curated record. NCBI's taxonomy places the organism in Eukaryota, Metazoa, Chordata, Actinopteri, Perciformes, Eleginopidae. Gene Ontology annotation, molecular function: receptor ligand activity; BMP binding. The transcript has 2 exons. Bases 291 to 839 code for a protein of 182 amino acids.
UUGAGGGGGCGGAUAGUUCUGAUUUUCUCUACAUCGUGCUUAGCCAAUAAUGUAGAGGGAACUGUUGUGCACAUCUCAGCUGGCAGACAUUUAAAAGGGAGACAGUCCGGCGCUGGAGCAAUUUGUAUUAAACCCCCUGGCCCCUGUCUAUGGAUCGCUCAGUCUCCCAAACAUCCACAUCCCCACCAGUGUACGGCCGACAGCAGUAGGUGCCUAUCACAUCGGAGGGUGCCGCGAGAGGACUGAAAGGAUCACAUCAUCGCACUUGUAGCAGUGGAGGCUCUCGCAGGAUGGCCAACUCAACGCAUAUCUUCUGCAGUAUGGUUUUCAUCAUGGGGUUGCUCUCCACGCCCGUGGAAUCCAAAAGAAACCGAGGUUCACAAGGCGCCAUUCCUCAUCCUGACAAAAGCAACCCAAACGAAUCGGAACAGCAACCGCAGCCUCCGCAGGCGGGCUCCGGGUCCCGGCAGAGGCAGGGCUCAUCCUCACCGGCCGACGAGGUGCUGGAGUCCAGCCAGGAAGCGUUACAUGUGACGGAGCGCCAGUAUUUGAAACGGGACUGGUGCAAGACGCAGCCCCUGAAGCAGACCAUCCACGAGGAGGGCUGCGUCAGCCGCACCAUCAUCAACCGCUUCUGCUACGGACAGUGCAACUCCUUCUACAUCCCCAGGCACAUCCGCAGGGAGGAGGGUGCCUUCCAGUCCUGCUCGUUUUGCAAGCCAAAACGUUUUACCACCAUGACUUUUACUUUGAACUGUCCGGACCAGCAGCCACCCACAAAGAAGAAACGCAUCCAGCGCGUCAAACAGUGCCGCUGUAUAUCCAUAGACCUGGACUAAAGACAUGGCUUGGGUGUUGGUGUGUGUGUGUGUGUGUGUGUGUGUGUGUGUGUGUGUGUGUGUGUGUGUGUGUGUGUGUGUGUGUGUGUGUGUGUGUGUGUGUGUGUGUGUGUGUGUUUCAUAUCCCCUCGCGGACAGGAUUGUUGGUAGAAAAAAAAGAUUGUCACAUAGCCAAGAACACGUGCCUGUCUCCACUUGGAGGAUGCAUUCACGAAAGCUUCGUACAUGUAGGCUGCAGUUUCUUCUUGCAUAACGCGUGAACACAUAUGGACAUGCAACUUAUAGACCAUCGAGUGUUUUACUCCUCACCAGUUUGAAAACAAGCAUCACUGCACGGGAACGCUGACUUGGAAUGGGCACGUUUUACGCACGGCUUCCUCCCCCCGAGAGGACUGCAUAACCCCGGGUUAUUUAAUAUAGAAAACGCUUGUUGUGACGGGAAAUGUACACUUUGUAUUUUAAUGUGCAUAUGUGUUUGCUUGACUGGACGUUUCCACUGUGUGGAAUUUGAUGUAUGAGGAUAUUUGUAAAUGGAAAUGUGAUUUUUUUCUUCGAUGUUACAAGAAUGUUUGAAGGUAAUUGAUUUCUAUGAAUUUCCAAGUAAAUUGGUGAUUUUUUUUUGUAAGUUGAGGGCCUACUUUUUUUUAGGGUUAAUUGGCUUCUUUGUUAGUUAAACCGGACGCUGUUCAGUGAUGGGUUAUCCAGUAUCGAGAUUAAAUAGUUGUCAAUGUAAAGGCAUCUUUGAUGUAACCGGUUUGUUUAUCCCUAUGAUUAAAUUAUCCAUGAAAAUAUAAAAUAAACGGAUGUUGGAA